Molecule: messenger RNA, 5166 nt
Organism: Diachasmimorpha longicaudata
Lineage: Eukaryota; Metazoa; Arthropoda; Insecta; Hymenoptera; Braconidae
Gene: Orp8
Product: Oxysterol-binding protein-related protein 8
Exons: 18
Coding region: 1239-4187 (982 amino acids)
Cellular component (GO): intracellular membrane-bounded organelle; membrane; cytosol
Molecular function (GO): cholesterol binding
Source: RefSeq, a predicted model, not a curated record
AUUCUCGUUUUUCACUAACGAUUACCAUAGCACACGUUUUUUUUUACAUUCUUGACACAGUUUUUCGCACUUUGUGAUCGAUACUCUUGUUCUAUCGUGAGUUGCAAGUUACAAGUCCAUUCGUGUGAUCGUUUUUUGGGGAUUUGUUUAUGGGAUUAUUGAGGUUUUCUUAUCUGAUAAAUGGUUGAGUGAUAAAAAUCGUUGAUAAUGUCGGUUUUAUCUUGUUAAAUAGAGAAGGAAAAUUUUGUCAUGUAAAAUUUCAUUUGGAAUGAAUUAUUUCACUGAAUUGAGAACAUGAAAUUCUUACGCCUCAUUUUCUGAACAAUUAUCUGAUUGCUAUUCUAUGAUUUCUGUGUUGUUGUCCCGAAAUAUCCGAGUUUUUCCCAGGAUGAGCCUCCCCAUUAUGCAACAAAAUUGAUUAAGUGAAAUAAACAAAGUAAAAGUCAAGCCGACCUCCAGCAUCAAUAAUAAACCGUAAAAAGUUUGUUAAAAAACUCGAUGCAAUUCUGAAUGACACGACAAUUCACUCAACUGCGUCACUAACAUGAUCUUUACAAUCAUAAUGGCACACAUUCUGAAGUCUGCAUGCACUCAGACAGUAGAAGAUAAUUAGUGGGAUGAAAUGCAGGUGCUGUUGCAUGUCCCCCCUGUCCCUCAUUACACCUAAGAUUUACAAUAGAAUUUGAGUUUAAAUGACACGUACGAAAUAGCAUAAUUCAUUUCAAUGUCACGCGGGUUAAAUCCUUGAUAAUAAUUGAAGAGAAUUAUCAACCUUGUUGGAUACGUCGCUGCUCCUAGUUACAGGUUCAUUAAUAUGAAUCGACUUGGCGCAGAAACUUUACAUGUUGUGUCGAUGAUGCAGAGAAAUCAAUAUCGACUGACCCUAGAUACUAAAAACAUUUCAUUAUAGUUGUUUAUUAUCCUCACUUGCAGUGAAUUUUUUUUUACCUCAGUGUAUUGUGAUAGCCAUGUGAAGGUGGUUGUUUGAGGAUAAAUAAUAGCAGGGAAUUUCUCCGGAGAAAUUGCUGGUCAAUUCUAUUUGCUUGUUUUUUUUAUUCAUUUGUUGAGUCGGGAGAGUUUCGUUUGCUUUUUAGGCAGAAGCAACUUUUGUUGGUAAUUGCAUGCUGGCAAGAUAUUUUACUGAACGAAUUGGAAUAAUUUAUUUGAAAUUAUUUCAUACUUCGAAUUGGGACCCUUGAUUUCACGCAUGGGCUGUGGAUUAAUUUCAUAUCUGUGUGAUGGGUAGAUGGAUUAAAUUGACUGGUAAAAGAGCACCAGGUGAUGAUCGACGACCUCGUCAGGGAAGUGUCCAUGCACAACCAGCCCAAUUGUCCAAGCUACCAUCGUCAGAAUCACUCACCGCUAACGUUAAUCUCGCCUCAGGUGCUCCUCCGCUUUCUCCAGCUUCAGAUGCCACUGGGCUGUCUGCUAUGGGCGAGAGUAAUUUGAAAUUGGAUUCUGCAUCGGACAAGGCUGACUCGUGCAAGUUAACUCGUAAAGAAUCCUACAAAGCACAACGAAAGAACUAUCGAAUUGAGAAGAAACGCGUCGCAAACGAACUCCUGAGUUCGUUGAAGGAUCCAACAGUGGUUGUAAUGAGCGACUGGCUGAAAGUUCGUGGAACGCUGAAAAGUUGGACAAAACUUUGGUGCAUACUGAAGCCAGGACUCCUAUUACUCUACAAAAGCCCGAAAAUAAAAAGUAAUCACUGGGUUGGAACAGUUCUGCUAAACAUCUGCCAAGUGAUCGAACGGCCCAGUAAGAAGGACGGCUUCUGUUUCAAACUAUUUCAUCCACUCGAGCAAUCAAUUUGGGCGCCGAGAGGUCCCGAGAAAGAGGCUAUUGGAGCUGUUGUGCAACCACUGCCAACAUCAUAUUUAAUAUUUCGUGCUCCAUCUCAGGCAGCUGGAAAAUGUUGGCUGGAUGCACUUGAGUUGUCUUUGCGUUGUUCGUCACUCAUUGUUAGAUCGGCCAGUAUUCUGCCACGUUCUCCACAACAUGAUGCCACGACAACCCACGAGACUCAGUGGAGUGAGGCGGACUAUGAGAAGCAUUUCGAUCACGAAAAACCCGAGGCACAAUUCAAUCCACCAGCACUGAAUUUGGCCCGUUACGCUCCCCGCACCCCAACGACACCCCAAAGACGCUUGCUAUCAUGCCCACAAACCCUGUCACCUGGUUUAUCAAGCAGCAGCCGAAUAUCCUCCCCAAUGCCAAUGUUCCAGCAGCUUUGUCAUGCAGUUGCCUACUGGGAGACACAUUUAUUCGGCAAGUCACCAACACCACCCAUUGAUAAUUGCACCUACGGUGGUAGUUUAGACGAAGAAUUUGGAAGAAGAUAUUCCGACAAUUCAUCACCCAAGUGUGAUACCCAUCAAGUAGUAACGCUAGAUCCUCUUGAUACCCAAAACACAGACCUGGACGAUAUCAGCCAGCCGGAGAAUGGUGUUGUCGCUGAUGCCGAGAUUAGCGCAAGUGACAGUGAAUCUGAGGCCUCUGUCAAGGAUGAGGAGGAGGCUAUCUGCGAGACACCAUAUGUUGCUAAUGAGAAUGAAUUCCUUGGAACGGCGGGAGAAGUUGUUGCAGAGCUCCAAGACGAGCAGAAAUCACUCAUUUGGUUUCUCCUUAAGCAAGUUCGUCCGGGCAUGGACCUGUCGAAAGUGGUGCUACCUACGUUCAUUCUCGAGCCAAGAUCCUUUCUGGAGAAGCUUGCGGAUUCCUACUAUCAUGCGGAUCUACUGUCUCAAGCCGUACUCGAGGACGAUGCAUUUACGCGAAUGAAAGGAGUGGUUAAGUGGUAUCUCUCAGGUUUCUAUAAAAAACCCCAGGGACUGAAAAAACCGUACAAUCCACUCCUGGGCGAGACAUUUCGUUGCUACUGGCAACAUCCAAAUGGCUCGCGUACAUUCUACUUGGCUGAGCAGAUAUCACACCACCCACCUAUCUCAAGUUUCUACGUGACAAAUCGCCAGGACGGCUUUACAAUAAGUUCAACGAUAAUAGCCAAAUCUAAAUUCUAUGGCAAUUCAACGUCUGCUGUCCUCGAUGGUGCUGCUGUGCUGACGAUGCUUCCACGCGGUGAGGAUUACACUAUGACUAUUCCCUAUGCUCACUGCAAGGGAAUUGUCAUGGGUACCUUGUCCAUGGAACUUGGUGGCAAAGUCAACAUCAUUUGUGAAAAAACUGGUUAUCAUACUGAACUUGAAUUUAAAUUGAAGCCAUUCCUAGGUGGUGCUGAGCAAAUGAAUCAGGUAGUAGGUAGAAUUCGUCUGGUGAAAGAGACCCUUGCAACAAUAUCCGGCUACUGGGACGGACAGAUAUUGAUUACCGACAAGAGAACAGGACAGGAGAGUGUCUUUUUCAAUCCUCUCCCCGAGGUGCGUCGCAAGCGUUUGAAGAAGUACACAGUACCCCUGGAGAGUCAGGGUGAAUGGGAGAGUCAGCGUCUAUGGCAGGCUGUCACGAUAGCCAUAAACAAUGACGAUCAGAUUGCAGCAACCGACGCCAAAACAUCCCUCGAGGAAGCCCAGAGAGAACGAGCCAAAGAUCGAAAGCAGAAUAACGACGAGUGGAUACCAAAAUAUUUUGUCCAAGACAUUAUCACUGGCAAUUGGGUGUACAGACACGCUGACAUACGCCCGUGGGACCCUAGAAACGAUGUUGUACAAUUCGAGCAUGAUUACAUUGUUCGUACCAAGACACGCCACAAGACACCUAUCAUGAGAACUGGGAGUAUCGUAUCGGUGGAUCCACAGACACAGUAUCACGAGUUUUGGACUAAGCACGCUGAAUCGCGAUCGUCUCUCUCAGUACUGAAGUCAUCGAAGAGACAAUUGUCAAGUAAUUUACCGCUGACGGAGACUGCUCAUGACUCUGGAAGUUCAUCCGCAGAUGCCCACUCGGACUCGAGUCAGUCCCUCGGGAAGAGGCGGAGGUCUAACGCCAGGCUGAUGCACUCCAUCAAGGAAGUAGAGAGUCGAAUGCUGCAGCAGGGGGAACAACUCAAUAGAAUCCAACGAACGCUAGAGCAAUUGGCCAUCAGACAACGGAGUCAGAAAGAAUCGAGUUACAAUGCGAAUAUGGUCAAGAAUUUCGUGGAUACUGUUAUUGUCAUUGUCGUGGUGUUCUUCGUGCAAUAUAUUUUCAAGAUGUGGAAUCGUAAUAAUUUGGAGACCAAAGAGACUUGAUCACCGAUGGUGUAAUUAACUGAAGAAAUCUAACUAAAAUGUAAUGAAUAUUCCUUAAUGAAUAAGGAACAGCUGCAGCUCUCGAUAAGAAAUGUGAAUGACAAACGUGGAGUCUAAUUGCUGCAUAUGAGUGUAAUCACUGGUGAUGUAUAUUCGAUAGUCUGCCUUUCUGUGUGUGUUUAUUCAACUCCUCCAAUGCCCUGUCCAGGGUAUAUCGUCAUUAGUUCUCGAACGGUGUAAAUAGAAUAUAAUUCAAGAAUAAGACAGGAGAAAUCGGUGUUGAAUAUUAUUUGUUGAGUAAGUGAAUUCAUUUUACUGGAGAGUUUAGUCGCUGAAAGAUAUCCUUUCCCGUUGUUUAUUAACCAUAAUUUUUUCAAUGUUAAUUUUUGCCCCCUUACAGUCCAAUGAAGUUUAAUUCUAAUGUUGUUCGAUUUAUGUAGAGAAUGGAAACGCCGUGGACCUAUUUACGUUUUGUCGUGGGUAAUGAAUAAUUAGAUGUGCAACUAAGUUAUUGUCAGAGAGAUUCCCAUUAGAAUAAUCAAAGAAAAAAUUAUAAUACUUGAUUUAAGGCAUCUCACGAUUACGAAGGAUAAGUCUAUAUCUAUAAUUUCUAGCAAUUUUUAAGAUGAACGAAUUCCAUUCAAUCGAGAUGUGAUUGAUAUUUGUCAGGAGCAGAGAUAAUUGCGAUGGAUAUUUGGGUGGAACUUAUUUAUUAAAUAUUUGGAUUAGAUGAGCCGGAUGAUGUCGAAGGUAUCAGGGUAAUGUGGAGAGAUAAUUGGAAACUGUGAAUUAAUAGUAUUUCAACGAACAUUUGAAUAACCUUGGGCAAUCACAAUUUUAAAAGAGACACUUUGUAGAGACAAAAUAACUGCACUCGUUGUUACUAAUCCAAAUUAAUAUCGAAAUGCUUGUUAGGUACAUGUGCACUGUAAUUUCAAAUGCAUUGAGGUAAAUAAAAUUUAUUCGAUACUUCUUUCAA